UGCCGGCACCAGGAAACCCGAGCCGGCGGCGAAAGCGGAGCCGGGCCCGACGGCGGCGGGAGGCGCUGGGCGCAGGUAGCCGCGCCGCCCUGCUUGCCCCGCCGCCGGCCCGCGCCAUGGACGCAGGAGCGGACACGAAAGGGGGCAGUGGCCCCGUGACCGCUGAGGACCCCCGGAGCCCGAAGCUCCCACAGCUCCCGCAGCUCCCGCGCCGCCCGCAGCUCCUGGAUGAGGAUGGAGAGCCCCCGGAGGAAGCGGCCAUGGACAGGGGCAGAGACCUGUCACAAGAGGACCCCCCGGCCGACUCCCAGGCUGAGGCCUCGGCGGCACCCUCCGCCCAGGCCCAGGCUAUGGGCGAGGCCAGGCAGGGGCCCAAGGUGGUGGCUGGGGGCGUCCCCAACAUCGGCUUCGUGGGCGAACCCCCACCCUACGCGCCACCCGACCCCAAGGCGGUGCACCUGCUCUACCCGCCCUUCCCGCAGGGGCCCGUCCUCUUCCAGCCCGGGCCGUCGCCCCAGGCCCUGUACCCCCCGCCGUCCACCACGCCCCUCUACCCCGGCUCGGCCCCGGCGCCGCUCUUCGCGUCGUUCCCUGUGUACAACAACCCCAUGGCCGGCAUACCAGCCCCCGCCACGGUGGAGCACAGGCCGCUGCCCAAGGACUACAUGAUGGAGUCCGUGCUGGUGACCCUCUUCUGCUGCCUGCUCACCGGGCUCAUCGCCAUCGUCUACUCCCACGAGACCCGCGCGGCCCUGAGCAGGGGGGACCUGGCCCAGGCUGAGGAGGCCUCACGCAAGGCCCGUUCGCUCGUGCUCUUCAGCCUCCUCUUCGGGGUCUUCGUGUCCACCAGCUGGGUCAUCUACGUGGUCGUGGCUCUCUACCUCCCUUGAGGGCUGCUCCUCCUUCAGGGAUGCCAGGACGCCCUGCCCAGGGACACCCAAUCUGGCCAGACCCUGUCUGUGGACUUGGAUCCCUGCUGGUAGCCAUCUGUUGCUUACAGAGGGGGCCCAGGGGCAGAAAAGGGUAGGAUUUGCAGCCUACAGCACACCUGUGGCUGGGCCUCAGCCCCUGCAGGUGGCCUUGGGUGGUGUCCUAAUCUGAGGUGUGGGCUGGGGGCCCCCUGGAGCCCGAUUUCUGCAGUGCCUCCUCCUAGGUCUUCCUGCGACUGUGCUGGCUGGGCCCCGGGGCCCUUGCCUUCACCUUCCCCCUGGGAGACCAUCAGAGGGACCAGAGCUCCCACUGUCCUCAGAGCUAUCAGGAGGGACACUGCAAACGCGGGCGUCCCUCCACCCCAGCCUAGCUCAGCGAUUGCAGGGCAGAGCUGCCAGUCUCUUCUCCCUGUGGUGCUGCUGGGAGGGUCUCCGCCCUCCUGGGUAGCUCCCGGCUGGUUAUUCUGCGCCCCGCCCCAUCCCAGAAUAGGCUCUCUCAUGCUGGCCCCACAUCCAGAAGCCGAACCCACUAUGUCUGGUCAAUAAACUCUGGGCAGAGCCUCCCAGCUCACUCCCAGCUCAGUCCCAGGGUGAGCGGCAUCCGUCCGUCCACAGCCGGGCUCCUGCGCCUGCCCUGGAGAUGCAUCCAUGCACACACGGCUCUGGCAGCCCCUCUGAGACGUGAUGCCGCUUCUCCGGAGACCCACUUCUCCUGGGCCUGCUUUACUAGCAACUUCUCUUCCCUCUUUGCUGCCUCCUGGCUUCUGCCUCUACUUCUCCAUCUUUCCAUGGGUGUUUCAGCUCUGCCCCAUUCCAUCUGCAUUUUCUGCUCACUCCGUCCCUAGCUUUACUGCCCAAAGAUGGAGGAUCAAUUGGACCCCAUGUGGAGAGGGCCACCCUGAGUUUUGGCAGCACUGUCACGCAGGCCAUUCCAGAGGCUGCUGGACAACCUACAAAGCCUUGUGUCAGACGCCUGGUACCCCAGUCCGGUCAGCUGUGGUCCUGAGAACGCUCUCGGUUUUAUAACAAGGUUCAGAACCAUCUGCAGAGGAAGGAAACUUCCAGUAGGGGGCGCUGUGAUUGACAACAACUGUCUUGGCUUGUUCAGUCCCCAAGAAAUCCUUGCCUUCAGUGUUUGUUUCUCAAGGAAAUUGGGUUUUUCUCAUCUGUAAACUGGGGUACAACCCGCCCCCUGGAGGUAUGGGGUUUCAGUGAGAGAACCAGUGCCGGGCUUGUGGUGAGCUUCUGGGGAACGCAGCUGCCGGGUACUGACGCUGGGGGUUUCCGUUGGGUCUUCCACAGCCAAAGGUGAUGGGGGAGCAGGGAGCAAGGGCCUUACCCUGAGCUUCAGGACUGCCAGCAACCUCCCAACCAGCAGAUGGGAAUCCUGGACAGGGGUCUAGAGCUUUCACCAGGUUCUCAAAGCUUUCACCAGGUUUGUGACUCAACAAGAUUAAAAACCAUCUGCUUAGAGACAGGAGGAAGGGCGGCCCGGCUGAGCCAUGAGAAAGCGACAGCUCAAGUGAAAUCAGGUGCUUUCUGAGCACCCACUGUGUGCUGCUCGCAUCCUGGGCCCCGGCACCGGGGAGCUGGAGAGACACAGAUAAGGAAGUAAGUGAUGGGAGACAGUGCUUGGAGAUGGAGAGGUGGCCUCCUGGUCUACGACGCAUGGCUGGUCCAGAAUCAGGAUGUCAAAAACUGAAAUGCAUGAUAGCUACAAAAAAGGAGGAAAUAAUUUUUUAGGGAUCAAUAGAUGCCAAAAGGUAUUUGGUAGAAUCCAAUAGCCACAGAUAUUCUUACUAAACUCUGAAGUGAAAUCAGAAUAGAAAAAUGUCAUCUAGGCCAGUGUUCCUUAAACUUUAUAGAUGAAACACCUGGGAAAUAUUAUUAAAAUGCAGAUUCUGAUUCAGUAAGUGGAAUCUCAGUUCUGCAUUUUUAAUGAGCUCCCGGUGCAUGAACCAACAGCAGAUGGCACAUUUCAGUGGGAAAUUAGUAAAAUCUUAAAAACCAUUAUAACCAGGAUCAAACCACAAAGGCCUCUGGUGUCACUAUUAUUCAACGUUGUUUUAAGGUUCUAGCAAAUGUGAAAAAACAACAAAGUGAAAUUUGUAGUAUGAAAAUUAGAACAGACAAAAUGAUUUUCUAGGUAGAAUAUCCAAGAAUCAAUGGAAAAAAAAAUAGAACUAAUAAGAGAACUCAGUAAAAUAGUUGGACACAAAAUAAAUAUACAAUAGUUAAUUGUAAUAAUCAGUUACAAGUGGAAGAAUUAAAAAAUUCCACUCAUACUGAUAAAAACAGUUUAAUUAGGAAUAAAUAUAAUAAGAAUAAUCUGGAUCCAAGUGAAGUAAAGAAAGCAAUUUUUUAAAAUUAUCAAAACCCAAAAAAAACCAACCAAAAAAAACCUGAACAAAAUAUCUGGAUAGGAAGAUGUGACAGCAUAAAAAUAGCCUUCUCAAAGAGAUUUCAUUGAAUUCCAACAAGAAAACUAAGUUUUAAAAACGAUGACAAAAAUGUUUUCAAAAUCAAUAUGGAAGGAAGGUGUGUAAAAAUUGCUAGUAAUGUUUUAAAAAGUUGAAUGAGGGUGGACCUUCUUCACCAGAUGUUAAAACUUAGCAUGAAGCUACAAUAAGGAAGGCAGCAUGGCUUUUCCACAGAGAUCGGUGAAAAACAAUAGAAAUCCCAGGAAACAUUCUAAGUAUGUACGGGAAGUUAGUAUCUGAUCACAGUGGGAUUUUAAUUGAGUGAGUCACGGAAGGCUCAAAAUAACCAGAGUUGGCUAAUUGGUUGGAAAAAAUUAUUCUCGUAUGCAAAAGUAAAUUCCAGGUGGAUUAAAGAGUUUAGAAUAAAGCUCUACCAGUAGAAGAAAGCUUAGGAGAGUAUCUGUAUAACUGCAGGGUUUUGAGGCAGUAGGGGAAGGGAAGGCCUUUUUAAAUCUGGAAACCCAGAGGGAAAGACUGAUCGAUUUCAGUUCAGAAAAGUACAGAUUUUACCAGGAGUUGACUUACUAUCAGGUUGGGGGAAAAUUAGAAAGGUUUAAUACACCCCCAGUUGAAGGACUGGACACUGACCCUUUCACCUAUUACUGGUGGGUGUGUAGCCACAAUCUUUGUGGAAAGGAGACUGAUGGUAUCUAUUAAUAACGUAUGUACUGUGUAUUUAUAUGCAUGUAUGUUCAAAGAAGUCUAGAAGGAUGUAUUCCGAACUGCUGCUAGUGGCAGCCUGGGGGGAGGGAAUGGGACCAGGAGGGGUUGUGCAAUACAUUGCUGAAUUUAAAAAUACGGAUGUAUUCAUGUGUUGUGUAAUUAAAGAAAUAA
This is a messenger RNA of Rhinolophus ferrumequinum (greater horseshoe bat), 4243 nucleotides long. RefSeq names its product proline rich transmembrane protein 1B (gene PRRT1B). The record is from RefSeq and is a predicted model, not a curated record. Gene Ontology annotation, cellular component: membrane. The transcript is spliced from 4 exons. The coding region runs from base 117 to 890 and encodes 257 amino acids. NCBI's taxonomy places the organism in Eukaryota, Metazoa, Chordata, Mammalia, Chiroptera, Rhinolophidae.